ACUUUUGUUUUUUCUUCACACACCACCGAAUUGUUCUUCCAAAAAAAAUUGAAAAUUAGGGUUUAAGGUUUCGUACCGGAAAUGGCAACACCAGCAGCGGCGGCGGCACCAAGUACGGCAGCUACCUCCGAGAAGAAGAAGCCGGUUUUCGUCAAAGCGGAAAGCUUAAAGCCAGGGACACAUGGACACAACUUGACUGUUAAGGUUGUUGAUUCGAAUGCCGUCAAAGCCACCGGCGGCGCCAACCGAGGUGGUAGAUCAUCAGCGUCGUUAAACCCUCGUGGUCCGGCGCGUCUCGCCGAGUGCCUUGUCGGUGAUGAAACCGGGUGCAUCCUCUUCACUGCUCGUAAUGAACAGGUUGAUAUGAUGAAGCCUGGGUCGACUGUCAUUCUGCGAAAUGCAAAGAUUGAUAUGUUCAAGGGUGCCAUGCGACUUGCAGUAGACAAAUGGGGUCGUGUUGAGGUUACUGAACCAGCUGAUUUUGAUGUUAACCAGGAGAACAACCUUUCUUUAGUCGAGUAUGAACUGGUUAAUGUGGAAGAGUAGACAGGCUCAUGGGAAAUGAUAAUUUGAAGUCACAGUCGAAUUCUUGUUCCCAAUGUGAAUUAUUAUUAUGCAUCUCUGGAAUUUCCUUGGAUUAAUGAGCAAAGAUGCCCAUAUUUUUUAGCUCA
Molecule: messenger RNA, 671 nt
Organism: Solanum verrucosum
Lineage: Eukaryota; Viridiplantae; Streptophyta; Magnoliopsida; Solanales; Solanaceae
Exons: 2
Coding region: 82-546 (154 amino acids)
Source: RefSeq, a predicted model, not a curated record